Molecule: messenger RNA, 5181 nt
Organism: Rhopilema esculentum
Lineage: Eukaryota; Metazoa; Cnidaria; Scyphozoa; Rhizostomeae; Rhizostomatidae
Product: serine/threonine-protein kinase tousled-like 1
Biological process (GO): chromosome segregation; peptidyl-serine phosphorylation; intracellular signal transduction
Cellular component (GO): nucleus
Molecular function (GO): protein serine/threonine kinase activity; ATP binding
Source: RefSeq, a predicted model, not a curated record
CAAAAUCUUGGAUAAGCAUGGUUAAAGCUCUAGGCUGUUUGAAAAACUGGUAGCUAAUUUUUUUCUGGUGACAUUUUGAGCCACCUCAUCUAAUCUAAAUGUACGUGGUCUUCACACUCACAGCGUUGCUGAUCAUCUUGCAUAUUUAGAGCCACUGCGAAGGACAGGCUAUUGUAUACGUGGGAAUCCCGCGCCUAGACAAUGGCAAAUUGUAAUAUAACAAUGAAGUCUCGCAGGAGAUCCCGGCUUCCCGAGAACCUGCAGUUGGCCUGUGAAACACCAUUCGAACUGUCUUUAAGAACCAAGAAAACUGUAACUUAAAUGGUACUUAAUCUGCCUCUUUUGUAAAGUUGUUCCUUCAAGAAAUUCACAAAACCAAGAAAUACUACUGGGGAACAAUUUCGUGGAAAUAGGUGACGGAGAUCCUGCAUGAAAUAGACCAUGGAAGGACUUGAUCCACAAAGAAGAGAACUCCUCGAGGCAAGAAUAUUUGGCAAGUUUGGUUCGGAUCAAGUUUCCUCCUCUUGUCCACAAGCCACCGGAAGUUCGAGUGGGGAUACGUAUGACAAAACUCCUGAAAAGCCACCAAGUACAAGAGGCAGAAAGAGAAAGGGUGCUGCGACCCCAGAUGACGGAUCUGCGAAGUCGGGCAAAGGUGCCAGCCAGGAUGGUCGUCAAAUUACCAAAUAUUUUGGAACAAAGGAUGUCUCAAAAGGCAACAGCAGCCAAUCUUCGGCAUCUUUUGCGAAGAAUUCUGCAUCAAGAGACAUUUUCCUCUCGAAUUCUAAUAUGUUUAAUUCUACCAAAGCAACACAGACGGAUUUAAAAGCAAUGGAUAUUAAGUUGCUGGAAAACAACGUUACAAACGGCAUAGAAUCGAAAAGAAAGGAUGGGACAAUUGACGAUUUGAAAAGGGAAAUAUCCCAGCUGGAACAGCAAAGAAAUACACAAACGGCCGUACAAGCAAAAUUGAAAGACAGAUUAGACAAGAGUCUGCAGAUCAUCAAAGAUUUUCUCAUUCAAGAGGCUAUCGAUCGCAAGCAAGAGCGAAGAGAACUUGCAAUGAAAAACAACCUGCGUCUUGGACAGUUCAACACUGUUAGGCAAGGUGCCCAGUUUGUGGAACAGUGGCAUGAUGGACAUGCUUUUAAAGAAGUCACUAAGUCACUGGAGAAGAUAAAUCAAACAAAGGAGGACGUUGAAAAACAACGGAAAUUGCUACAGCGAAGAAAGCCACCAACUGAAGGCAAACCGGAAAAGAAAGAAAGAAAACAGAAACAACAACAACAGUAUCAAAACGACGACUCCUUCUCCAGACCAACAACUCCAGCCGGGCUGACGAUGAACGAGUACCAUGAGCAAGAUGAAAUUUUGCGCCUCCGCUCGGCAGCUGUUAAGAAGGAAGAGCAAGAGCUGCAAAUGGAGCUGGAAAGACUGGAAAGAAAUAGAAACAUUCACAUAAGAGAAAUAAAAAGAAUUCACAACGAGGAUCUGUCAAGAUUUAAUCACCACCCGACGUUAAACGAUCGGUACUUGCUGCUACAGCUGCUAGGCAAAGGGGGAUUCAGUGAAGUAUACAAGGGAUUUGAUGUGAAAGAGUUGCGUUACGUCGCUUGCAAAAUUCAUCAACUUAACAAAGACUGGAAGGAUGAGAAGAAGGCCAAUUAUAUCAAACAUGCAGUUAGGGAGUAUGAUAUUCACAAAUCAUUGGACCAUCCUCGUAUUGUCCGUCUCUUCGAUGUUUUUGAAAUCGAUUCAAACUCAUUUGUUACCGUACUCGAAUACUGUGAUGGAAAUGAUUUAGAUUUCCUUCUCAAACAACAGAAGAUGGUUCCUGAAAAAGAGGCAAGAGCGAUUGUCAUGCAGGUCAUCAAUGCGUUGAAGUAUUUGAAUCAGAGGAAACCCCCCGUCAUACAUUACGACUUGAAACCAGGAAAUAUUCUAUUAGGGACAGGGGAGUCCAGCUGGGAAGUCAAAAUUACUGAUUUUGGUCUAAGUAAAAUCAUGCCAGAAGAUUCUAUGGAGAGCUGCAUCGAUCUGACGUCACAGGGAGCUGGAACCUACUGGUACCUGCCGCCAGAAUGUUUUAUUAUUGGCAAGUCACCUCCGAAGAUUUCAUCAAAGGUAGAUGUCUGGUCAAUCGGAAUAAUUUUCUAUCAAUGCCUUUACGGGAAGAAGCCCUUCGGACACAACCUAUCGCAGGCAUCAAUUUUAGAACAAAAUACAAUAAUAAAAGCGACAAACAUUGAAUUCCCGGCUAAGCCAGUUGUCAGCAACGAGGGCAAGAAUUUUAUCCGGAAAUGUCUGACAUACCGGAAGGAGGAUAGACUAGAUGUUCUACAACUGGCUGAGGAUUCGUAUCUUCUGCCCAAAAAAUCCAGCUCUGCAUCAUCUAGCUCGAUGGCUCAGCAAAAUGACUCCAGACUUUUUAACAAUCUUAGUCCUUCUUCAAAUGUUGAUCAAAGUGCAAUAAGUUCUUCUAAUUAAAUGCUGAUUGGUUGGACGGAAUCGUGCAGGCUUGCAAGAUAUUUUGCCAUCGGUUGUGUGGCCAUCUUGGUCGUUUUCGUGGUUUAAAAAGAAACAUAUGUAUUAGCCUUUCAAAAGCAAAUCUGCUUCUCCUUCUUAAACAUCUUUCUUCCCGUGCCUUUAUACAAAAGGUAAUUCUUUGUAGUUUCAUUCUACUUGUGCUGUUUUUUAGAAUCAAAAUUUCUUCCUCAGAUUUUCGUAUCUAGAUGUUUGUGUUACCCUCUUGCUCGUCAAGAAACAUCCCGAGAAAAGCUUCUAAUGUCUUGUUUCUGGCCGUUUUUUUUAAAUAAUUGCAAAAAAGGAAUUGGGCUUUGUACUUAUUUGUUUGCGAUAUUACGACUUAUGCAAGCUUAACUAUUUUUAUAUGUUAGGUGUUUAUAUGUGGUAUUUUUCACUUCAUCAACUGCAAAAGUGGUGAUGCUGGCUUGCUUGUUUUGUUCGCUUCCUAUCAUUUCUUUGUGCCAAUCGAUGCUUAUACUCAAGAACGUUCUCGACAUAAAUUUUUGUCAAACUUUCCUUGCGAGUCUUGACCAGGAUUCCCCAUAACCAAGACACCCCAUUGCCACUAUGGCCCGUGAACCACGAUACCCUUAAACCAAGUCUGUAUUGUUUAUGCAUAAUGAAAGCUACCUGUGUAAUACGUUUGUUUUCAGAAGGCGAGAUUAGGGUUGAAGCAACAAUUGCAACAUUUUCUUAAUUUCAUACAAAUGAAAUCGUAUAAUUAUUUUUUCUUCUUAGUGUAACUUGCGUUUCUACGUAAAAUUGGGAAUAAAUCGCAUCGGUCAUAUUAAUUUCUUCGUCUCCACUUAAGAGUCACUCCUUUCCUCUUUUAAAAGUUGAGAUUUCUAUGAAAUCCUUUUUAUCUAGGCGACCCAAAAAUGGUCUUCUUUGCCUUAGUGUAUUCGUCAUCGUCAGCGUAUUGUCUUCACACAUUUCUCGCUGUAGAAGCAAGUACAUUUCGAUGAAUAAAUGACCUUUGAAUUCAGUUUUUUAACUUACCUAUCCGCUCGUUUCGUACACAAAUCCGAUGUUUUGUUUGUUCCAUUUACGUCAAAAUCUUUAGGUCAUUGUAAAUCAUUGGAAACCCCAUUAUUUGGGCAACAAGGGGAUAGAAACUUCAAACAAAAUGAAGAAGAUAGAACGGCAGAGAAACACAGAAACGUCGUACUAAAACCAGGAAACAUUUAAAUGAACAACCUUUGUACAAUGAGCGCACACGACUGGUUUUCUUUUGACUGACUUUCCCUUAUUUCAGAUUGGAUUUAAGGUAUCAGAUUGCUUAAGCGUUCAAAUAGACUAGAGACAGAGAAAGACUAGAGAAUUGGUUGAUUGUAUGUAUAUUUGUACUUGUGCCAAAAAUAUUGUAUUGAUGCAAAAUGUAGACAUAUACGUUGAAGAGGCAACUGGAAAAACUUAAAAAAAUGGACAAUUUCGGACAACUUUUCAGACAUCGUGACCAUAUGAUGAAAGCAUAUUACAAAUAUAUUGAGAGGUAGAGGCAAACAUUCAGCGCCGUAGUAACCGAGUCCUUGGGCUUUUGGGGCUUGACCCCCCCCCGUCCGGGACCUUUUUAGGGAACACGGAUUUUAAUUUUGAUGCCAUAUGAUUGCUACACUGCGCGAAAUCUCAGAAUUAUUCAAAGCAAAAAAACUUGGUUGUUAAAUCUUUCAUCUUAUUCAAAUGUUAGUCUUAGAAAACUUCAUCAAAAUUUUUGCUAGAAAUUUUGUCGAGGCGAAAUUGUUGGUGGUUAAUGUUUGGGGUUUGUUGACCAAAGAAAAAGGAUACGAGGAGCAUAAACAAUGAACUUGAAAAACUGCUUGUUCAAUAAAGGCGUUAAAAAUAUGACUGGAUAACAUUUGAAAUCAUUCUCCCAGAGAAACAAAUAAUGAAACUAAAAAAUAAUGAAUGGAAACAAUUUGUAUGCAACACUAGUAAACAAUGUUUCCGCUAUUUCGUGCCAUCUUCAAAUUUGAACAUAUAUGGAAAUGAAGAAUAAUUUUAUAGGAAAUUGCUUAAAAUAUCAAAAACACAAAGAAACUUCAAAGAAUAGGAAAAUCCGUCAAGAUCAACUCUUACGAAGAAGCAAAACAAAACUUCCCUUAGAUUGCUGUUCUUUACAUUGAAAAUCUUUGCUUUUAAUCUAUGCUCCCUUGACUUUAUAAACUGAGGAAAAUUUGUUCUUUCUCUUUGGCUCAGAAUGAUAGGUUAUAAGUUUUCUGAACGCCACAAAUUUAAGUUUUUUCUUGAAAUCAAAUAGCUAAAACCGUCAGAUUUUAAGCCAUUAAUAAAUUUCCAUAUUUUUUCUGGGAUUCUAACAGUUAAUGCUGAUUUUAUUAAUGGUAAAUUCAUAUAAAAAAUUAAUGAAAGAAAAAUAAUAUGAUUAAUUCUGCAAAAGUUUUGCAUCAAAGAGUUUUUGAAACAACAAGAAGUUUCCGAUCUAUUAAUCUCGCAAAGGAGAGACAAGAUUCUUUCUGAUAUUUCGAAACAGAGAAAUAAAUCAGUUAUGUGACGAACUAUAAUGUAAGAUUCAAUAAUCGUAUCUUUCACUUGGAACAGCAAAAAAAUUGCGUAUUUAUUCUAGCCAGGAGCGUAGCGUGCGGGGUGUGGGGUGUGACGCUCCCAACUUUCAGAGAACUCGUCGGUAGAUUUACAUUU